AUGAAUCGAAGAAUAUGCAUAAAUACAUUUGCUCUGCUGCUCGCAGGUGUCAAUGCCUCGAGCAUCGGCAUCCAUGGCCGGCGACCUCGUGAUAUCAUACUCGACGACGGAAAAGGGCCCCUUCAGGACAUUGUCACAUGGGACGAACAUUCUCUUUUCGUUCAUGGCGAGCGCGUCGUCAUCUUCUCCGGCGAAGUCCAUCCAUUUCGUCUGCCUGUGCCGUCCCUGUAUCUUGACGUGUUCCAAAAGAUCAAGGCUCUUGGGUUCAACACGGUUUCGUUCUAUGUCGACUGGGGGCUUUUAGAAGGGAAGCCAGGCAAGUUCCGUGCCGACGGCAUCUUCGACCUAGAGCCCUUCUUCGAAGCUGCCACCAAGGCUGGCAUUUACCUGCUGGCUCGCCCAGGGCCUUACAUCAACGCCGAGGUGUCGGGAGGCGGCUUUCCGGGCUGGCUGCAGAGGGUCAAGGGCCAUCUGAGAACAGAUUCCCCCGAUUACCUCCACGCCACGGACAAUUAUGCGUCUCACAUUGCCUCGAUCAUUGCAAAGGCACAAAUCACAAACGGAGGACCGGUGAUUCUGUAUCAACCAGAGAACGAGUAUAGCGGCGCCGCCGAGGGCACUCUGUUCCCAAACAAGCCAUACCUACAGUACGUGAUUGACCAGGCUCGAAAUGCCAGCAUCGUGGUGCCUCUCAUCAACAACGAUGCCUUUCCCGGUGGCACAGGCGCCCCCGGAACGGGUCUUGGAUCGGUCGACAUCUACGGCUUUGAUGGUUAUCCCCUUGGCUUUGACUGCGCUCAUCCCAAUACCUGGCCAGACAACGCCCUGCCUACAACGUGGCAUCAGGACCAUCUGAAUAUAAGUCCAAACACGCCACUCUCCAUUGUUGAGUUCCAAGGCGGUGCAUUUGACCCCUUUGGCGGCUGGGGUUUUGAACAAUGCUCUGCCCUGGUCAAUCACGAGUUUGAGCGAGUCUUCUAUAAGAAUAAUAUGGCAGCCGGCGUGACCAUUCUCAACCUAUAUAUGACAUAUGGCGGCACCAACUGGGGCAACCUCGGCCACCCUGGCGGUUACACAUCGUAUGAUUAUGGAGCUAGUAUCAGGGAGGACCGUAGAGUCGACAGGGAAAAGUAUUCGGAGCUGAAAUUGGAGGGUCAGUUCCUCAAGGUCUCUCCCGGAUACAUCACCGCGACACCGGAAAACGCAACGCAAGGUGUAUACAGUGACAAUCCCAACAUUGUCAUAACUCCGCUCCUAGCAAAGGAAAGCGGUAGCUUCUUCGUCGUACGCCAUGCAAACUACUCAAGCACAGACUCGGCGUCUUAUACGGUCAAGCUGCCCACCUCUGCAGGAGAAGUCACAAUUCCUCAGCUGGGCGGCUCGCUUACUUUAAACCGACGUGACUCCAAGUUCCAUGUCACAGACUAUCCCGUUGGAAACUUUACAUUGCUAUAUUCAUCUGCAGAGAUCUUCACUUGGAAAAAGUUUGCCGACAAGACUGUUUUGAUACUGUACGGAGGCGCACAAGAACUGCACGAAGUUGCCGUCAAAAACCCAUUCGGAAGCUCGAAGACCACCAAGGCUAAGAAGAUUGAAGGGAGCAAUGUCGCCAUCCAUACAACGAAAGAUCUGACACUUGUUCUACAGUGGACAGUUGGCUCUACCAGGCAAGUUAUUCAGCUGGGUAACUUGGUCAUUUACAUGGUCGAUCGCAACUCUGCAUACAACUACUGGGUUCCCACUCUCCCCGGAAGUGGCAAGCAACCUGCCUACGGAAGCUCCUUGAUGAAUCCUGCCGCGGUCAUCGUCAAUGGAGGCUACCUCAUCCGCUCCGUGGCCGUCAAAGGCUCUACUCUCUCGCUGCAAGCAGAUUUCAACGUCACAACGCCGCUCGAAGUCAUUGGCAUCCCAAAGGGCGUCUCAAAGCUCAGUGUCAACGGGAAACAGCUCGACUACUCGGUUUCUAAACUCGGCGACUGGAUCGCCCACCCAGCCGUUGAGUUUCCAGACAUCCAGCUCCCAAACUUGUCAAAGCUCAAAUGGUACAAAAUCGACUCCCUUCCUGAAAUUCAGAGCAGAUACGACGACUCCCGCUGGCCGCUUGCCAACCUGCGAACCUCAAACAACACCUACGCCCCUCUGAAAACACCCGUAUCGCUCUAUGGCUCCGACUACGGCUUCAAUGCCGGAACGCUCCUCUUCCGCGGCCGCUUCACGGCGCACACCGCACAGCAGCAGCUCUUCCUCUCGACCCAAGGCGGCUCGGCUUUUGCCAGCUCCGUGUGGCUCAACGACCGCUUCGUCGGCUCCUUCACCGGCUUCGACGCCGCAAGCGCCGCCAACUCGUCGUACACGCUCAACGGGCUCGUCCGCGGCCGGCGCUACGUCCUCACCGUCGUCGUCGACUCCAACGGUCUGGACGAGAACUGGACCACCGGCGACGACUCCAUGAAGAACCCCCGCGGCAUCCUCGACUACGCGCUCGUCUCCUCCUCCGGAUCAAACGUCUCGAUAUCCUGGAAACUCACGGGCAACCUCGGCGGCGAGGACUACCGCGACGUCUUCCGCGGGCCCCUCAACGAGGGCGGCCUCUUCUUCGAGCGCCAGGGCCUCCACCUCCCCUCUCCGCCGCUCAGCGACUUCACCCACGGCCCGUCCUCUUCGCCCCUCGACGGCCUCUCCAGCGCCGGCAUCGCCUUCUACGCCGCCAAGUUGCCCCUCGACCUGCCCGCCCACAGCUACGACAUCCCGCUGUCCUUUGUCUUCGACAACGCCACCACAGCCGCGGAGGGGCCGUACCGUGCCCUGCUCUACGUCAACGGCUUCCAGUACGGCAAGUACGUCAGCAACAUUGGCCCGCAGACGGAGUUCCCCGUUCCCGAGGGCAUCCUCCACUACAACGGCGACAAUUGGAUCGGCGUCGCGCUCUGGGCGCUGCAAGGUCGUGGCGCCAAGGUCCCCGGGCUGGCGCUCAAGAGCAAGUCGCCGGUUCUCACGGGGAGGGAGAGGGUGGACGUGGUUCAGGGGCCGGGUUUCAAGAAGCGGAAGGGGGCAUACUAG
Molecule: messenger RNA, 3060 nt
Organism: Trichoderma citrinoviride
Lineage: Eukaryota; Fungi; Ascomycota; Sordariomycetes; Hypocreales; Hypocreaceae
Product: glycoside hydrolase family 35 protein
Exons: 9
Coding region: 1-3060 (1019 amino acids)
Biological process (GO): carbohydrate metabolic process
Cellular component (GO): vacuole
Molecular function (GO): beta-galactosidase activity
Source: RefSeq, a predicted model, not a curated record